AUGCUGCUCCGCCUCCUCCUCCUCAGCCUGCUCCUCGCGUGCGCGUGCGCGGUGAGCUUCACGCUGCAGCCGGAGCAAGAGCAGUGCAUAUCCGAGCUGCUCAUGCCCAAAGCGAUCCUGACCGGCGAGUGGAGCUUUGGGCCUGCAAAGGAAAAUGCCACCACGGAAAAUGCAACGCUCGCAUCGAUGCGGGUGAUCUCGCCGGCAGCGGGCACGCCUACGCUCUUCGAGUCCACCGACGCCGCGGGCCACUUCUCCGUCACCGCGACUGAGAACGGAGAGCACCGGGUGUGUGUCGUCGCGAGGGCUGCGGCGGUACAGGCGUCGCUCGUCGCAAAGACGGCGCUCGAGGUUGCGGACCACGACCUGGCCGCCAAGCGCGAGCACGUCGAGGCGCUCGAGCAGGAGAUUGAGAAGAUGGAGAACCUGGCACGCCACGCGCUCGACGCGUCCACACGCGGCCGGCUCGUGUGGGUGGAGGUUGCGAUGAUGUGCACGCUGCUAGUGAUGGGGCUGUGGCAGAUCAACUACCUCAAGGCCUUCUUCCAGGCCAAGAAGAUCCUCUAG
Messenger RNA from Emiliania huxleyi CCMP1516, 567 nucleotides. RefSeq lists its product as hypothetical. Gene Ontology annotation, biological process: intracellular protein transport; Golgi organization; endoplasmic reticulum to Golgi vesicle-mediated transport. Bases 1 to 567 code for a protein of 188 amino acids. Lineage: Eukaryota; Haptophyta; Isochrysidales; Noelaerhabdaceae. The record is from RefSeq and is a predicted model, not a curated record. The transcript has 2 exons. Gene Ontology annotation, cellular component: endoplasmic reticulum-Golgi intermediate compartment; Golgi apparatus; COPII-coated ER to Golgi transport vesicle.